Molecule: messenger RNA, 4248 nt
Organism: Ostreobium quekettii
Lineage: Eukaryota; Viridiplantae; Chlorophyta; Ulvophyceae; Bryopsidales; Ostreobiaceae
Source: the annotation of a GenBank genome assembly
AUGGCCCGCACCAAGCAGACCGCCCGCAAGUCCACCGGCGGCAAGGCCCCGCGCAAGCAGCUCGCCACCAAGGCCGCCCGCAAGAGCGCGCCUGCCACGGGCGGAGUGAAGAAGCCGCAUCGCUACAGGCCGGGAACCGUUGCCCUGAGGGAGAUCCGCAAGUACCAGAAGAGCACGGAGCUGCUGAUCCGCAAGCUGCCCUUCCAGCGGCUGGUGCGCGAGAUCGCGCAGGACUUCAAGACGGACCUGAGGUUCCAGAGCAGCGCUGUGCUGGCGCUGCAGGAGGCGGCGGAGGCGUACCUGGUGGGCCUGUUCGAGGACACCAACCUGUGCGCCAUCCACGCCAAGCGCGUCACCAUCAUGCCCAAGGACAUCCAAUUGGACAACUCGCGGCUCUGCGGCUCCAAGGCACCGCUCUCAGGCUUAAAGGCACAAACCCACCUUCCCCCUUCUGCGGAAGUUCUCCGUGUCGCGCGGCGCUCCACGGGCCAAUCGAUCAGCUUCUUGGGUAUCAGGGCGCCUGUCCAGCCGCACGGCCGGCGCAUCUGCCAAUCAACCUACCGCCCGGGAGGGCGUCCGUGUGGGACAGGGCCGGUCGCCAUGUGCCGCCUCCUGGCCUACGUGGGGGACCCCAUCCUCCUGGCGCACCUGGUGCUGUGGCCGGACAGGUCCAUCAUCAAGCAGUCGUACGACGCGCAGGAGCGCAAGAUGAACCCCUCCCUGCCCUCGCACCUGUGCCACGGCAACCUCAACGGCGACGGCUUCGGAAUCGGGUGGUACUCCCAGGAGGGCAGCGACACCUCGCCGUGUGUCUUCACCAGCGUCACACCAGCGUGGAACAAUGACAACCUAGCACGGCUCUCCCGCAAGAUCACAUCGCAACUUAUAUUCGCCCAUGUGCGCGCUGCCUACCCAGGCAUGCCUGUGAGCGAGCAGAACUGCCACCCCUUCAUGUGGGGCAGGUACAUGUGGAUGCACAAUGGAGUGGUGGGAGGAUUCUCAAAGAUCAAGCGGCGGAUUGUGGCGCUGCUGUCGGACGAAGCAUACAAUACAGUGGCUAGCUUCCACUCGGACUCCGCAGCCUCCUUUGCUCUGUUCCUGCAUCACCUCCCCAGCAUGACGGCACCUCAAUCACCAGAUGUGCUCCUGCAGGCCAUGCAGAGGACCUUGGCAUCCAUCGCCUCUGUGCAGGAAGAGAUGGAGGCGACCUCUGAGACGUCACUGCUGAAUUUCGUCGUGUCAGACGGCAACACUGUGAUCGCUACACGGUAUGUGUCGCCAGACACGGAGGAGCCUGCAUCACUGUACUUUGCCGAAGGUUCAUCCUUUCAGCGAGAGAUGCCUGCUCAGGAGUCUUGUGACGAGUCCCCCACCAUUUCCAGCAUUCAUGGAGAGAGCCAAUACGAGCUGACCUACGGUGUGCGCGGCACCUGUGUUGCCAUCGUUGCCUCAGAGCCCAUCACAGGCUCCAGGUCAGAUUGGGUGGCCGUGCCCAAGAACACAUGUGUGGUGAUAUCAAGGGAGAAAUCUGGCUUUGUGAACAUCAUGAAGACACCAAGGACGUGCGAUGGACAGGAAGAAGUAUCUCGCUGCCUGGAGGCUGUCAGCCGGGGCAUCGGAGUGACAGCAAGGCAAUGGACUUUCAGGGAUGGGCGUCAAGGAAGUGUUGGCUCAGAUGCUGAGUCAUGCAUGAUGGUCGACAGACCAGAUCACAACUUGACCGGUCACACAGCUGCAAUACUCUACAUGGAGCUAGAACCCGAGGGCAAGCGUCUGUUUUCAUCAUCUGCUGAUGGCACGAUUAAGGUCUGGGAUGUGGAAACUUGCACACUGUUAGCAACUCUGGAGGGCCACGGGAAGCCUGUCUUGAAGCUUGCGGUGUACGGCAACCACCUGUACUCGACAGGGGGCAGCAGGAUACGUGUAUGGGACCUCAAGACCUACAGAUGUGUGUACUUGGGCCACGUUGUCCCAGGCUCAGGUGCCCUGAGAGCUCUUGCAGUUUCGAAAGGGACUAUCCACGUCGGUGGGCAGGAUUCUAUUGUCAAGAACCUACAACCAGACAGCCUCAACUUCGGACCCGAUACCGUGGACGAAGAGCUGGUCACAACAUCAAGCUCCAGUGGCAAGUGGAGCCACCUGAGUGCCGUGCACUCUAUAGAGACCUGCGGAAAGUACAUCUGCAGUGCGGGUGGCGAUUCAAUGAUUCGUGUGUGGAGGGCGGACACCCUGGAGCACGUGCGGGUCCUGCGGGGCCACAGGGGCAGCAUACUCACGCUGAAGGGGAUGGACAACUUGCUGUACAGUGGAGGAAGGGACAACACUGUCAGGGUAUGGGAUAUGGAGGCGCUGUUGUGCAGAAGGCUGCUGGCUGGUCACAAGGACGACAUCACACAUAUUUCUGCUUACCAUGAGCCAAGGAAGGAUGCUUCUCUGGGCAAGCACCGACACACUCCAUCCUUGCAUCAGAUGGGCCACGCAUGCUUUGUUGCAUCAGCAUCAGCGGACUGCACUGUCAGGGUGUGGUGCCCUGCCACAUGGUCCUGCAUCCUGAUCGUCAACCUCAGGACCCCUGGCCCAGCGGCCGGCCCCACCUAUGUCCCCAAUGGCUACUCGUCAGAUGCAGCCCCCCUGGCAGUGGCUGUCAGCAAGCAACACAUCAUCACAGGGACACGAAAUGGCAUGAUCAGCCUGUGGUCAGGGGAGGAUUUGAGCAAGAAGCUGCAAAAGAUCGCCUCAGGUGAGAUUGAGGCCCAGAUCCUGAAUGGGAAAGAGUUGUUGGAGUCAGUGGACAGCGGCUCGCUGGAGGGGUCCACGGGGGAUCUGGUGGCUUUGGAGAAGAGGCGGCUGGAGAGGGAGCUGGGCAACCUGCUGCGGGAGUUUGUGGCUAUAAGGACGAUUAGCGGCAACAUGUGCUGCAAGGAGGACUGCUUCAAGGCUUCGAAAUUUGUGGCACGGCUUCUGGAGAACCUGGGGGCGGAAGUGAAACUUGUCCGCGUCCUAGAUGACAAGAACCCCGUUGUGAUCGGCAGGCUAGGCCAGAGGCAGGACCGACCCACUGUCACUUUCUAUGGCCACUAUGACGUGCAGCCCGCAUCAGAGCCCCAGUGGCGGACAGACCCGUUUGAGGUCCACGCUGUUGACGGAUACCUGUAUGGGCGUGGCGUAUCGGACAACAAGGGUCCGAUCCUUGCGUUCAUCCAUGCUGUGAGGGAGAUGCUGGUGGAGUCCAAUGGCUGCGAAGGCUUGCCAGUCAAUGUCGCGUUUUUCUUUGAGGGCGAGGAGGAGAACGGGUCCAAGGGGACAGUGGAGGCGCUGCAGCAGAACCUGAGGUGGUUUGAGGGGACGGUGCUCACUGUCAUCAGCAAUUCCCAAUGGGUGGGAGAAAACGUGCCAUGCCUGACAUAUGGCAUGAGGGGCAUGGUGUCGCUCAAUCUGGAGGUACGGGGUCCGAACCGCGACUUGCAUUCUGGAAACGACGGAGGCGUGUUCAAUGAACCAAUGGCAGACCUCAUCAAGGUGCUUUCCACCCUUGUGGACAGCCAGAACAACAUCCAGGUGCCGCACUUCUAUGACGGUGUGAAGCCCUCCCUGCUGGAUGCCGCUUGGCAGAGCCUCAAGGACUCCAACGAAUUCGCCCUUGACGACUACAAGGAGGCCCUGGGCGUGCCAGCUCUUACGCCACAGGGGUCCAAGCACCAGCUGCUGUCCGUCCGGUGGUGCCAGCCGACGCUGUCCAUCGUCGACGUCUGUGCCAGGCCUGUGGAUUCCGAGGGUCCCUGCAGCUACCACCGAUUCGGCCCGACGCGAUUCUCCGUCAUUCCCCAUGCAGUGGUGGGCAAAGUCAGCAUGCGCUUCGUGCCCAAGCAGGACAAGGACGCCAUGGCGAGCUGCCUAACGAAGCACGUCGAGCACGAGUUUGCCAAACUGCGCUCCAAGAACAAGAUCAGCAUUGCAGUGGUGACGGCCGGAGACUGGUGGGAGGCCAACUUGGAGUCCAAGUUCGUCAAGAUGACGGAGAGGGCAAUCCGAAGAGAGUGGGGCCAAGACCCGCUCUACGUGCGCGAGGGCGGCACCAUGCCCCUGACAUCCACCUUCGAGAAGGUUCUUGGCGCCCCUGCCAUGCACAUCCCCAUGGGCCAGGCCUCUGACAACUGCCACUUGGCCAACGAGCGUAUCCGGUGGGCCAACCUGCUGUGCGGCAAGAACGUCAUACGGCACCUACUGGAGGAGGUCGGUGCCCUGUAG